Paramecium pentaurelia is the source of this 1247-nucleotide messenger RNA. The record is from the annotation of a GenBank genome assembly. NCBI's taxonomy places the organism in Eukaryota, Ciliophora, Oligohymenophorea, Peniculida, Parameciidae.
AUGUUAAAUUUGUUUUAUGUAAGUGAGGAAGUAUAUUCUUAUGAAAAUGAGGAUAUAAUAAAAAAAGCAUUAGAGUUUGAUAGAAUAGGAGAAGUAUAAUUAGAUUUAGAAAAUAAAUCAAUAAGUUAUAAAAUUAAUCGUAGAAAAUGUAUUAGAUUAUCAGAUUUAAUAUUUUGGAUUGUAAUACAUUUUCAUUUAUAUUUAUAUAGGAAUCCGAUUUUAUUCGUAUUCAUUUAGGAUAAUUGCUUUAUUUAUUUGUUCAAUUAUUAAAUUAAGUAUAACUAAUUGAAUCUUAAGGAAUUGAACAUAAUUAUCUUGAUUUAAAUAGAAUUUGGCUUCAUUUAACAGAAAAUAGUUAGUAUCCUGCUCUUAUUUAUCAAAUAUUAAUAUAUUCAAUCCAUUUUACAGGAUAUUAAUGUCCAAUUUAUGAGAAAUCUAAAUUUUUACAAAAAGCAUCUAGUAAAAUGAAAGAAAUUAUAUAAAUUAUCAUCAAUCGUUGUUUUAAUAGAAUUCAUUUAAAAUGGACUAAUAAUGAUAAAAGGAAUUAAAUAUAUAAUGAAAUAAUGAUACCAAUAAUUAAUUUAUGUAAAUCAUAAAAUUCAAAUAAUUAUGAUAUCAUAAGAUGCAUUUCAGAUUUAAUGAAGAAAUAUAAUUAUAAAGAAGAAUUAUAGAAUAAAUUAAUUUAAUGUUUAGAUAUUGAUGAUAAUUGUAAUGAUUAUAUAAACUCUGAUAGACAAAAAGUAAUUCCGAAAGUUAAUUAGGAUUUGACAGCCAUUAUUGAAUUUGCCAAUUAAUAUGGAUAUAUUGUAAUUGAAUCUUUUUUAUAUUAAUAUAUUCCUAUUAUAAGUAAACAUUUAGAAUCUUACUCAAAACUUAAAUUAGAUUAUUAAAUGAAAGCUUAACAAGAAUAUAAUAGAAUAAAAGAAAAUGAAUCUAAAAUCAAUUAAUUAAUUAAAGAACAAGUUUAAAUAAUGAUUUAAAAUUCUCUAAAAGAAAAAGAAAAGGAAUAUAAAUUUGAAAUCACAGAUGAUGAAAUAAAAUAACUAGAAGUAGAGAUCAUUAAUUAAGUAUUACAAUGUUCAUCUCUUAAAUAUUUUAAUAAUACAUUUUGGUUACAUCAAAAUAAUCAAGAAAUUCAUCAUUAUCAAUUUUCAGCCGCAUCAAAAUAUAUGGUUUAAAUUGUUGAAGAACAAGUAGAUUUACUUUUUAUAAAAAAAGUUCUAAUAUUGGUUACUGAAUUGAUUUGA